Arachis duranensis is the source of this 2041-nucleotide messenger RNA. Its product is annotated as lysophospholipid acyltransferase LPEAT2. The coding region runs from base 156 to 1520 and encodes 454 amino acids. NCBI's taxonomy places the organism in Eukaryota, Viridiplantae, Streptophyta, Magnoliopsida, Fabales, Fabaceae. Gene Ontology annotation, molecular function: calcium ion binding; lysophosphatidylethanolamine acyltransferase activity. The transcript has 13 exons. Gene Ontology annotation, biological process: phospholipid metabolic process. The record is from RefSeq and is a predicted model, not a curated record.
GUUUCAAAAUAACUUUGCUUUCAUUGUUAUAUUAUAUACUACAAUACACCAUUCGUUCUCCUUCUACCUCCUAUUCUGCACUUCCUUGUGAUGUUAUGUUGAAUGAAAGGGAACACAUUAGAAUUGAAUAUUCCCUGUAUAGUUUUUGAUGGCUUAUGCAGGAAAUAAGUUUGGAAGCCAGAACUAAAAAAAAUGUACUUGUGUUGUUUUUUCGAAUGAAAGAUACAUUGAGGUGUUGGGUUAGUUUCUUUUCUAUAGGGUUGAUUUCAGUGUUGUAUAACAUAAAUAUAUCAACUUGUAGUUCACUCUUUUCUCCUUCUGCUCAUUGCAGCUAUCAGUGGAUAAAGCGGAAGGGAAGACCUGCACCAAGGGAAGUUGCACCGAUAAUUGUAUCUAAUCACGUAUCCUACAUUGAACCUAUCUUCUAUUUCUAUGAAUUAUUUCCAACCAUUGUAGCAUCAGAGUCUCAUGAUGCACUACCUUUUGUUGGCACCAUUAUUAGAGCAAUGCAGGUCAUAUAUGUCGACAGGUUCUCACCAUCAUCAAGAAAACAUGCCGUCAAGGAAAUAAAGAGAAGGGCUUCCUGCAAUAGAUUUCCUCGAGUACUGCUAUUUCCUGAGGGAACCACAACUAAUGGCAGGAGCCUUAUCUCCUUCCAACUUGGUGCAUUCAUCCCCGGUUACCCAAUCCAGCCUGUAAUUGUUCGCUAUCCUCAUGUACACUUUGAUCAAUCUUGGGGUAAUGUUUCUUUGGGAAAGCUUAUGUUCAGGAUGUUCACUCAAUUCCACAACUUCUUCGAGGUAGAAUAUCUUCCUGUCAUUUCACCCCUGCAUGAUAAAGAAACUGCAGUCCACUUUCGUGAGAGGGCUUGCCGUGCUAUUGCAUCUGCGAUGAACGUUGUCCAAACUGGACACACUUAUGGAGACAUAAUGCUUUAUAUGAAAGCACAAGAAGCAAAACAGGAAAACCCCUCAAGUUUUAUGGUUGAAAUGGCGACGCUGGAAUCAUUAUUUCAUAUCAGAAGCUUGGAAGCUGUUGAAUUCCUAGAUAAAUUCUUGGCUAUGAAUCCUGAUCCCAGCGGUCGAGUUCAAUAUCAUAACUUCUUGAAGGUUUUAAGACUUAAGGCAUGCCCUUUAUCCGAAAAGAUGUUUGCAUUCAUUGAUGUGGAGAAGUGCGGCUCAAUAACGUUUAGACAGUUCUUGUACGGAUCUUCUUACGUCAUGAAGCAUCGAGGAUUCCAUCAAGCUUGCGAAGAAGCAUUUGCGGAAUGCAGCAGUGCAGUAAAGGGCUACAUUGUAGAACAAGAAUUGCAAGACUUCAUGCAACAUGCCAUCCCAAGCUGGAAUGAGAAUGAGGUUCAUGAGCUUUUUAUGUUAUUUGAUGAUGACAAUGAUGGAAGAAUAACCAAGGAUGAUUUUCAUUCAUGCCUCAAGAAAAACCCUCUUCUCAUUGCAUUUCUUACACCUCACCUUCAACACAAGGAGUGUGGUGGCAAUAAUGGAGUUCUAGAAAUAGUAUGAUUUGUGGAUUACAAAGAAACUCUUGCCAUUAUAGGGUGUUUGUUCUUUUAGUACACAAAACAUAAGAGAAAAAAAAAAUUAGAGUGCACAAGUUUCUUUUUUUUUCUUUUUCUUUUAUUAUUUUUAACAUGCCCUGAUUAAUUACUCAUAGAACCCUAAUAAUUUGGUCAACAAAUCUGUGUUUUGCUGCCUCAUAUUAACAAGGUGAGUAUUACACAUAAAUUUCAGCUGGUCCUUGGUGUUGUGAUCAAACAAACUGAUCUAACACAACGUUUUGAGUUUUGGUUCAGGGAUCAUAGUGGCAUUCAAGGGUCAAUUUUAGAUCAUGUAAGGUUUGAAAUUUGAACCAAUGUGUGAAUCUCUUUUUGUUUGUAACAAAUAUUGUGGGUAUAAUUUUUUGGUCAACAGUGUAUUUUCAAACAUGUGACUGGUUAGUUUCCUGGAAAAAAAAAAGACUAAUGUAAUUUUUUGUUUUUGUUUGUGAUGACAAGAAAACUAAUGCAAUUGAUUCUUUAUGUUUA